This is a messenger RNA of Lutra lutra (Eurasian river otter), 3337 nucleotides long. RefSeq lists its product as uncharacterized. The record is from RefSeq and is a predicted model, not a curated record. NCBI's taxonomy places the organism in Eukaryota, Metazoa, Chordata, Mammalia, Carnivora, Mustelidae.
AUGUGUAAAAUCUGUAAAGUUGACCCCAAGGCCAAACAAACAGGAAGUAAAAUCUGCGAAAGUGACCAGAAGAUCAAAGUUUCAAGGAGUAAAAACUGUGGAUUUAGCCCCAAGCUUCAAAAUGUGCAGUUGGUGUUCAAUCCUGACCCACAGUUUCAAGGAGUGAAAUGUUCUAAAUUAAUCUCAGAAACAAAGUUUCAAGAUGUGGAAUCUGUGAAUGUCAAACCUGGGCCACAGCUGAGAGGUGUGAAAUCUUCUGAAUUGAUACAGGGGACAAAGCUUCAAAAAGUGAAGUCUGUGGAUUUCAAGUCAGGCCCCCAGUUGGAAGAUAUGACAUCUUCUAGGUUGAUCAUGGGUAUAAAGCUUCAAGAUGUAAAAUCUAUGAAUUUCAAGUCUGGACCACACUUGAAGGAUGGGAAAUCUUCACAAGUGAUCCCAAGGGAAAAGCUUCGAGGUGUGAAAUCUGCAGAAUUGAAAGCUAAUCCAAAGUUACAAGGUGAGAAAUCUUCUGAUUUGACCCUGGAGGGGAAGUUUUCAGGUAUGAAAGCAGGCCCACAGUUACAAGAUGUGAAAUGUUCUGAGUUGAUCAUGGGUAUAACGCUUCAAGAUAAAAAAUCGACAGGGUUUGGUUCUAGAUCACACUUGCAAGGUAUGAGAUCUUCUGAAGUGAUCCCAGGGUCAAAACUUCAACAAGUGAAACCCUCUGAGUUCAACCAUGGUCCAAAGCUACAAGGUGGGAAAUCUGAUUUAAUUCAGGUGAGGAAGCUUCAAGGUGUGAAGUCUGUGGAGUUCAACCCCGGACCACAGAGACAAGGUGAGAAAUCUGAUUUGAAGCUAGAGUGCAGGCUCCAAGAUUUGAAAUCUGUUGAGUUAAAACCGGUUCUGCAGUUACAAGGUGUACCAUCUUCUGAAUUAACACCAAAAACAAAGCUUCGAAGUGGAGAAUCUGUGGAGUUCCUUACCAGACCCACGUGGCAAGACAUGAAACCUCUUGAGUUGACUCUAGGUGCAAAGACCCAAGAUGUGAAAUCUUUGGGGUUUGAGUCAGUCCCACAGUUACAAAAUAGGAAAUUGCCUAUGUUGACACCAGGAUCACACAUUCAAGGCAUGAAAUCUCUGAAAUUCAGCCCUGGGGCAACGUUGCAAGGUGCAAAAUCUCCUGAGUCUGUAAAGCUUCAAAUAAUGAAAACCACAGAGGUCAACCAGGACCUAGAGUUCCAGGUCGCAAAACCCUCUGAGUUAGCCUUGGAAUCAAAGAUUUGCAAUGUGAUAUCUUCCGAGUUCAAUGCUGGGAAGCAGCAGCAAGAAGAGAAGUCUUUUAAGUUGAAACCAUGGCCAGAGCUUCAAAGUGUGAAAUUUGUGGUAUACAGCCCUGGACCACAUUUGCAACAUAUAAAAUCUUCAGAAUUGUGCAAAGAGACAAAGCUCCAAGAUGUGAAAUCUAAAGACUCCAAUCCUGAGCAACAGUGGCAAGAUGUUAAAUCCUCUGAGUUAUGCCAGGGAUCAAGGCUUCAAGGUAUGCCAUCCUUCAAGCUCAAUCCUGGGCCACAGUUACAAGAGAUAAAACCUGAGUUGUGCACAGACAGGAAGCUUCCAUAUGAGCCAUUUCUGGAAACGAAGCAUCAGCCUAAAUUACAAGGUGGGAAAUCCUCUGAAUUUAAUCUAGCCCCACAGCUUCAGUGUAUAAAUGUUAGGGCAUUCAGUACUGGACCACAAUUGAAUGGUGUAAAAUCUGAGUUGAAUUCUGGAUCAGAGCCUCGAGGUAUAAAAUCCCAGGUGUUCUGCCCUGGGCCACCUUUGCAAGAUGUGAAUUCUUCUGCAUUUAUUUCAAAACCAAAACUUCAGUGUGUAAAUUCUGUUGGAUGCAAAUCUGAGCCACCCUUGCAAGGUAUAAACCCUUCUGAAUUAACUUCAGUUUCAAAACUUCAAGGUACAAAGUCUUCUGAGUUGAGUUCAGAGAUCCCAAGGGAGACAACUAUGGUGUUCAACCUUGAUCCACAUUUGCAAGAUUUGAAAUCUGAAUUGAUUCCAGGGUCAAAGUUUCUUGCUAUAGCACCCAUGGAAUGCAACCCUGAGCCACAGAUGAAGUGUGUAAAUUCUUCUAAGUUGAAUCCAGAGCCAAAAUUACAAUGUGCAAAUUCUAUGGGGUGCAAACCUGGGCCACUUUUGCAAGGUGUACAGUCCUUUGAAUUGACUUCAGGGACAAAAUGUCAAGGUCCAGGAUCUCAGGUGAAUCCGGGGUCCAAGAGUCAAAGUGAGACAUCUAUGGUGUUCAGCGCUGAACCACAUUUACAAGAUUUGAAAUCCGAAUUGAUUCCAGGGUCAAAGUUUCUUGCUGUAGCACCUAUGGAGUGCAACCCUGGGCCACAGGUGAAGUGUGUAAAUUCUUUGGAGUUGGAUCCAGAGCCAAAAGUACAAUGUGCUAAUUCUAUGGGGUAUGAACUUGGGCCACCUUUGCAAGGUAUACAAUCUUUUGAGUUGACUUCAGGGGUUAAAUGUCAAGGUAUGGGAUCUUUUGAUUUGAAUCUGGGGUCAGAAGUUCUAGGUAUAAAAUCUCUUAUGUUCGACCCUGUGCAACAUUUACAGAAUGUGAAACGUGAAUUGAGUCCAGGGACAAAGUUUCAAGGUAUAACAUCACAAGAAUUAAACUGUGGCCCACAGCUGCAAGGUGUGAAUUCUUCUGAUUUGAAUUUUGGGUCAGAACUUCAAUGCAUAAAUGCUAUAAAGUUUAAUCCAGACCCACAGAUGCAAGGCAUGAAACCCUCUGACUUGAAUCCUACGUCACAAUAUCAAGGUACAAAAUCUAUUCUGUUCAACCCUGGACCACAUUUGCAAGGUGUAAAAUCUUCUGAGUUAAUCCCAGGGGCAAAGUUUCCAGAAAUCCAGUUUUUGGAGAAUCACUGUGGGUCACAGCAACAAGCUGUGCACUCAGUGUUCACUGUAGGCUCUUCGCUGAAUGGUAUGAAAUCUGUGUUAUUUUUACCAAAGCCACUGCUUGAAGAUGUAAAGUCUGUGAAGACGAACAAAGAGCCAGUGUCUUGUGGUGGAAAUUCUGUGAAACUGGCUUCAGGCUCUGAGCUGCAGGACUUGAAAUGUGAGAUGUUUGCACUAGAGCCAUGUUUUACAAAAGUGAAAUCUGUGGAGUUAAAUCCAGGGCCACAUCCUCAAGGUAUGAAUUCUGGGGAGUUGCCCCACACCUCAGGCAGCACAGUGAGAGAUCUGUGGUGUUUGCACCAAAGUUGUGUUUUCAAGAUGUGAAAUCUCUGGCGUUGAAACCAGGGUCACAACCUCAAGAUGUGAAUUCUAAGGAUUUGAUUUCUUGCCUCAGGCAGAAAUC